AUGAUUAAAGAACAAGAGAGAAAAAAUUGUGAAGCCCUAACAAAGGAGAAUAAGGAAUCAGGAACUUAUCAACCCCGCAAGGGUUGUAUGUUUAGUUCGGAAACUCCUAGAUCCAAACUCUCUACUCUCGCAACCGCCAAUCUGCCAUCUGUCAUCCCAACGGCUGCAAAGCCCUCGUCCAAAAGCGAGGUAAUCAAAAUAAGAUCCGAAACUACGGUUACAGAAUUCCCUGACAAAGCCAUUAGUACGCUUUCCAUUAACACCAUGGCAAACACACCAUCUACCCCUAGGUCAAUCGCUUCAACGAUAGUUCCCAUUUGUGAAUCUCAACCCAUUUACAUUAAAAGCUCCAAGCCAAAAGCUUAUCCCCCAAAUGAGCCAGUGUUUCCGAGACCCAAAGUUGCUACGAGCCCCAACUCGAUGUGCACUCUUGAGGUAUCGGAACGGAGUCAAGGUGUACAUGGUGAAGAAGAACGCAUUAAGUACUACGUCCAGCAUGAUUUUGAGGAAGACGUGACAUUGCUUGCAAAUAAUUUGUUUUUCUGGAAUGACGUUGGACGUAUUGUAAAACAGGACUACGCUGAAUGCAAAGUAAUAAGGAAACGCCUUAGAGCAUCCUAUGGCACGUAUAGGAAGAGAGGUAUUAACAGAGUGAAGAACAAAUUGAAAACAAAAACAAAAGUUCUGUUUGGGCGGCUGUUUAAAGGCGACAAAAAUCCAGAUCCAGCUCCCGAGCAUCACAUUGAGAACCUCGAGUAUGAUGAUCCUGCUGGUUUUACAGCAGCAGCGGUGAAAUACUAUACAACUGUUAUCCGUGAGGAGAAAGCGUGGCGCAAGUACGCACACAGUCUGGGCAAGUCAUCCAGGUACGACACUCAUAUGAGACAAAAUAUGGAGGCCAACCACUACAACGGUAGUGCUGCCAAUGCCGUCAGAACGAUAGUCAAUGAGAUAACGGAGAACGUGUGGGAAAAAAUGAGUCUCAUUCACAAGUAUCAUGAAAACAAUAUUCACACACUGACCCAGGUAAAAAAGGACCUCCAACGCGGAUAUGAGAUGAGGUUUGUUAUGGAGCACUCUAAGAAUCCAGCCCUUAAAAGAAAGGUCGAAGCUGAGUACCAACUGUUCAAGGAAAGGGAACUCAAGAAUCUUCAUCAGGUGCUCCAAAAAGCGGAAGAUGCCAGCAAAGAGCAUAUGACCGAAGUGCAGCGUUUCUCGCGUAUUAUUGCUCAGAAAAAGGCACUCUACAAGGGCAUAGGGCAGCUGGAUUGUCGUGAUCCCAUUGAGAUCAAGCUAAGGGAUUCUUUUGAACUACUCAAGAGUCUAUUCGUGAGAUGGUAA
Molecule: messenger RNA, 1341 nt
Organism: Huiozyma naganishii CBS 8797
Lineage: Eukaryota; Fungi; Ascomycota; Saccharomycetes; Saccharomycetales; Saccharomycetaceae
Exons: 1
Coding region: 1-1341 (446 amino acids)
Source: RefSeq, a predicted model, not a curated record